GUGUUCAAUGAGGUGAUUAGGGCCAAAUUGUGUUUAAACGCGAUCUCUUGGUUCUUGGUGUAAGUUGUUCUCUUCAGAGACAAGCAUGCACCAAGGAGUUUAUCUAAGGCUUUUUUGGCUCUUUCUGCUUUUUAGAAUUGGGAGUUGUUUUCCUGCAGACUACAAAGAUGGCCACACAGAUGACAACGCAACCAUUGUUGGCUUAGAUUCUUCGCAGAUUUCAGACCCCGAGUUUGAGUUUUUACCCUCUAAAAAUGAGUCCAGCCUUGAAGAAAUGGCUCCAUACACUGUGGAAAGGGAAAAUAAGACUUCCAACUUAACUAGUCAGAGUGAUAUUUCUCCUAAGGUCUUCCACUUUGGUCCAUUCGAGAACCAAAAACAUGGUUUCUCAGAGCAGAGAUGGCGAAAUCAACACACUGGAAGCUUUGACUCAGAACCAUCCAGUACCUGGUAUGGGCCUCCCUACUUUCAUAAAAUGCCAUAUGCUGGUGCUGGAUCCUAUCCAUACAUUUAUGGUAGUGGCAGCAUGGGACAUCCUUAUUAUAGUUAUGGUGGCAUCCAUGGAUCUCCUCCCUAUGGGUACAGUUAUGAUGCUUCUGGAUUUCACUAUGGUUAUGGCUCAGGUGAAGGAUCACAUCCUUACAGUUAUGGUGCAACUGAAUCUCCUCCCUAUGGCCAUGGUCCUGGGUAUGUUACUGCUACCCAUGAAUAUGGUUCCGGUAGCCCUGGGUAUGCUCUUGGUACUCAUGGAUAUGGUCCUGGCGCAGAUAAAUCCCAUCAAGCACAUGGAAGCAGAACUGCUGGAUCUGCUCAUGGAUACUGGUCUCAACAGCAUGCAAUAAUUGAUCCAGAACUGGUCCUAAUUGGAAACAUCCUGAUGAGAGUUCGGCAAAUGCCACUUGCUCAGGCCUGGAGAACCAGUGAGGCGCCUGUGAACUGGUUCAACAAGCCCCCUGUGUACCCUUCAUCUCUCGUCAGCCAGUACAACAGUGGCUACCAACGAGCCAGAGACCUUGAUUCUAACAGCCGCUACACCAAGGAAACUUUAGACCCUACUUCUGAGCCUGAAAUCCAAACACAGCAACAAAUGGUUCCAACUAAUUUUCAGUGAGACCUGAGGUCCACCUAGGAUGAAACUGGAUUUUUGGCACCACCUGUUUGGGGACUGUUCAUGCUUAUAUUCUAAUAAACACAUUAAAACUG
This is a messenger RNA of Nothobranchius furzeri (turquoise killifish), 1203 nucleotides long. RefSeq lists its product as uncharacterized. Lineage: Eukaryota; Metazoa; Chordata; Actinopteri; Cyprinodontiformes; Nothobranchiidae. The record is from RefSeq and is a predicted model, not a curated record.